AUGCCGGGGGACGUCGCGACCUCGCCGGCGACGGCGUCGGGGCCGCCGGCAGCCGCGUCCUCUUCGCACCAUCCCGCCACCUCCGCCCGCAGCGCCCUCUCCAACGCCGUCGCGGGCGCCUCCGCCGGUAAUUUGUGGCCACAGCUCUCUCCAUUUCGGUCUAGUGUGUUGUUCGGCUUGGGGGUGUAUUUGCAUGUGUGGGAAGUAAUUGCUGGAUUUGGGGGCUUGUGCGCAGGCGUGAUAGCAGCGACCUUCGUGUGCCCGCUCGAUGUGAUCAAGACGAGGUUCCAGGUGCACGGCUGGCCCAAGCUAGCCCCUGGCACAGCUGGAGGUAGUGUCAUCAUUGGGAGCUUAGAACAGAUUGCUAGACGGGAAGGCUUUCGGGGAUUGUAUCGUGGUCUUUCCCCGACUAUUCUGGCGCUUUUGCCUAACUGGGCGGUCUACUUUACUGUAUACGAGCAGCUUAAAAGCAUGCUUGCUUCCAGCGAAGGAAGCCAUCAACUCUCUCUAGGGGCAAAUGUUAUGGCUGCAUCAUGUGCUGGAGCUGCAACUACAAUAGCAACAAAUCCACUUUGGGUUGUCAAGACAAGAUUUCAGACCCAAGGAGUAAGAGCUGGUGCGACGAUCCCAUACAAAGGCACGGUUGCUGCAUUGACGAGAAUAACACAUGAGGAAGGCAUCCGUGGACUAUACAGUGGACUUGUCCCUGCCUUGGCUGGUAUCACUCAUGUUGCCAUUCAGUUCCCUGUAUACGAGAAGAUAAAAGCUUACCUGGCUGAGCGAGAUAACACUACCGUUGAAGCAUUAAGUUUUGGUGAUGUCGCUGUUGCUUCAUCUCUGGCAAAACUAGCUGCAUCAACCUUAACAUAUCCUCAUGAGGUUGUUCGAUCAAGGUUGCAAGAGCAGGGAGCACACUCCGAGGCGAGAUACAGAGGGGUAAUAGACUGUGUUAGAAAGGUUUAUCAUGCAGAGGGUGUAGCUGGGUUCUACCGUGGAUGCGCCACAAAUCUGUUGCGGACAACUCCUGCUGCAGUUAUAACAUUCACCAGCUUCGAGAUGAUUCACAGGUUCCUUCUCAAUCUAGGCUCUCCUGAACCUGAACAACAUCAUCCCCAUCCGCUGAAGCAUUGA
Triticum turgidum subsp. durum (durum wheat) is the source of this 1131-nucleotide messenger RNA. The record is from the annotation of a GenBank genome assembly. Lineage: Eukaryota; Viridiplantae; Streptophyta; Magnoliopsida; Poales; Poaceae.